This is a messenger RNA of Drosophila biarmipes, 1021 nucleotides long. RefSeq names its product peroxiredoxin 1. The record is from RefSeq and is a predicted model, not a curated record. Gene Ontology annotation, biological process: cellular response to stress; hydrogen peroxide catabolic process; response to oxidative stress. Gene Ontology annotation, cellular component: cytosol. The coding region runs from base 169 to 753 and encodes 194 amino acids. NCBI's taxonomy places the organism in Eukaryota, Metazoa, Arthropoda, Insecta, Diptera, Drosophilidae. The transcript is spliced from 2 exons. Gene Ontology annotation, molecular function: thioredoxin peroxidase activity.
CAAAAAGCGAGCCAAAGGCGAGCAAAAAACUUACCGAGCAAAAUCGAAAUCGAACUCGUGCCGAAAGGUUGUGUUGUGCGAAAUUGUGCAAAGCAGCUGCGAGAGGAACCCACGCGGAAGUCGAGCAAUCACCGGAUUCACCAGCAACCAGCUAAAGUUGAAGCUAAAAUGCCCCAGCUCCAGAAGACCGCCCCCGAGUUCUCCGGCACCGCCGUCGUCAACGGCGUGUUCAAGGACAUCAAGCUGAGCGACUACAAGGGCAAGUACCUGGUGCUGUUCUUCUACCCGCUGGACUUCACCUUCGUGUGCCCCACCGAGAUCAUCGCCUUCUCGGAGAGCGCCGCCGAGUUCCGCAAGAUCAACUGCGAGGUGAUCGGCUGCUCCACCGACAGCCAGUUCACCCAUCUGGCCUGGAUCAACACGCCCCGCAAGCAGGGCGGCCUGGGCAGCAUGGACAUCCCCCUGCUGGCCGACAAGUCGAUGAAGGUGGCCCGCGCCUACGGCGUCCUCGACGAGGAGACCGGCAUCCCCUUCCGCGGCCUCUUCAUCAUCGACGACAAGCAGAACUUGCGCCAGAUCACCGUCAACGAUCUGCCCGUGGGCCGCAGCGUCGAGGAGACCCUGCGCCUCGUCCAGGCCUUCCAGUACACCGACAAGUACGGCGAGGUCUGCCCGGCCAACUGGAAGCCCGGCAAGAAGACCAUGGUGGCCGACCCCACCAAGUCCAAGGAGUACUUCGAGACCACCUCCUAAAGAGGCUGUCUGUCUGCCGGACGGGGCACGCUGCUCCUGGCGAGUGGGAGCGCAAUCGAAUCGCCACCGCCCUCGUCCGCCACACACACACACACCCACAUACUAUAUAUCCUACAUAUUAACCCUAGAGCGUAGAGAGAGGCGGAAACUGUGAGGCACCUUUCCCGAGGAAACCCAAACACCUGCAGGCGAGGAACCCAAGCGAAAAGUGUUAUUUGUGUGCUUUUUUUUUGUAAUUCACCACAAUAAACGAUUGUACGGAAGAGAA